GCAGUUCAGGUAUUUUUUUUCUUUAAAAUAUUUCAGUUAAAAUGACCCUCACAGCUGCCAGCCAAUCUGCUCCCAAGCAAAAAAUUACUUUCUUCGAGGACUUCGCUCUCGCAGGAGCAGCGGCAGUCAUCUCGAAGACAGCAGCUGCGCCCAUCGAGAGAGUCAAGCUCCUGGUCCAGAAUCAGGAUGAGAUGAUCAAGGCUGGCAGGCUCGCAGAGCCUUACAAGGGUGUGAUUGACUGCGUUAAAAAGACGUACUCGUCAGAAGGUUUCAUCCCUUUCUGGAGAGGAAAUUUGGCUAAUUGCAUUAGAUAUUUCCCAACACAGGCUCUGAACUUUGCAUUCAAAGAUCAGAUCAAGGCUCUGUUCAAACCCAAAAAGUCCGACCCCUACAUGGUUAACUUCAGCAAAAACAUCGCUAGCGGAGGAUGCGCAGGAUCGCUGUCUCUCUGCUUUGUCUACUCUCUAGAUUACUGCCGAACCAGAUUAGCAAAUGAUGCCAAAUCUGCCGGAAAGGGUGGUGAGAGGCAGUUCAACGGCAUGGUAGAUGUGUACAGAAAGACCUUCGCCUCUGACGGAAUCGGAGGUCUGUACCGAGGCUUCGUGAUUUCAUGUGUAGGAAUCUUCGUUUACAGAGGAUUCUACUUCGGAAUGUACGAUACCCUGAAGCCCAUCUUCCUGGGAGAGAAUGCCAACCUGUUCCUGUCAUUCUGUCUGGGAUACGGAGUCACAGUUACUGCCGGACUCAUCUCAUACCCCAUCGAUACCAUCAGAAGGCGAAUGAUGAUGACAUCAGGACAAGCUGUGAAAUACAAGGGAGCCAUCGACUGUGCCAUGGUGAUCAUGAAGAAUGAGGGAUUCAUGUCGAUGAUGAAGGGGGCCGGAGCUAAUAUCCUGCGAGGAGUAGCGGGUGCUGGUGUGUUGGCUGGAUUCGAUAAGUUCAAGCAGGUCUACAUGGUCUGGCGAUUCGGAAACUAGACUAGAGAAGCCUUCCCCGCAUCCACACAAACUGGAAAUAGCACAUCGUUUAUAUCAAUAAUGAAAAUUAACUGAGGACCAUACAGAACUAUGUACAGCAGCUAACAAUAUGAACAUUUUUGAUAGUGUAAACAUAUUGAGUGCGCUUAAUUUCCACUAUGUACCAGACCAGACGGGAUAAAUUCAACUAAACAUGUCUAAAUUCAAUAUACUUACACCAA
This is a messenger RNA of Symsagittifera roscoffensis, 1198 nucleotides long. RefSeq lists its product as uncharacterized. The transcript has 3 exons. The coding region runs from base 42 to 977 and encodes 311 amino acids. Gene Ontology annotation, cellular component: mitochondrial inner membrane. NCBI's taxonomy places the organism in Eukaryota, Metazoa, Xenacoelomorpha, Acoela, Convolutidae. The record is from RefSeq and is a predicted model, not a curated record. Gene Ontology annotation, molecular function: ATP:ADP antiporter activity. Gene Ontology annotation, biological process: negative regulation of mitochondrial outer membrane permeabilization involved in apoptotic signaling pathway; mitochondrial ADP transmembrane transport; mitochondrial ATP transmembrane transport.